GGCACAGGAUUAAGACUGGCCAAACUAAGUGAACAACGAAAGCAAGGGUGGGGGGGCAGAUCUUUGCCCCUACUUCGGAACCAGGAAGUGGAGCGCUCGCUCUUUUCCAGCCUCACGGACCAGAAAUUUCCAGGGAGUGGCUGAGCAAGAGGCUCCUGAACUUCCUUUCGCAUUUCAAAUCGGAAAUAGGUUUCCCGUGACACGGAAGCCCACCAGCACAACUGGGGAAUUUCCUUCUCCCUAAACCGGACCAGACCGCAGAGGACCGGCGAGGACCAGUGAGGACCGGCGGGGACCGCAGAGGGCAGGGUCCUCCCCGCUCUUCCGGGGUUUCCUGCGCCAAUCGGAACUGGGGCGGAGCCGCCAGAGCGCGCCCCUCGCGAUUGGGCGGCGCUGCUGUCGCUCAGCGCUCCCGAACGGAAGGGGCCGGGCGCCGCUCACCGCGGGGUCCCGGAGCCUCCAGGCGGGUGGGAGGGGCGGGAGCGAAAGUUGCAGGUUUGGGAUCCGGCGGCCGGGGCGAUGGAGCUGGGUCCCGCCGCGUCCCCCGGGCCUUCCCGCUCCUUCAAGGAGGAGCUGCUCUGUGCCGUCUGCUACGACCCCUUCCGCGACGCCGUGACUCUGCGCUGCGGCCACAACUUCUGCCGCGGGUGCGUGACCCGCUGCUGGGAGGUGCAGGUGGCGCCCACCUGCCCAGUGUGCAAGGACCGCGCGGCCCUCGCAGACCUGCGCACCAACCACACCCUCAACAACCUGGUAGAGAAGCUGCUGCGUGAGGAAGCCGAGGGCGCGCGCUGGGCGGGCCACCGCUCCCCGCGCCUCUGCCGCCCGCACCGCGGCCAGUUCAGCCUCUUCUGCCUCGACGAUAAGGAGCUGCUGUGCUGCUCGUGCCAGGCCGAUCCCCGGCACCAGGGGCACCGCGUGCAGCCAGUGAAAGACACUGCCCACGACUUUCGGGCCAAGUGCAGGAACAUGGAGCACGCGCUGCGGGAGAAAGCCAAGGCCUUCUGGGCCAUGAGGCGAUCCUACGAGGCCAUUGCCAAGCACAAUCAGGUGGAGGCUGCCUGGCUGGAAGGGCGAAUCCGGCAGGAGUUCGACAAACUUCGCGAGUUCCUGCGAGUGGAGGAGCAAGCCAUCCUGGACACCAUGGCCGAGGAGGCGAGGCAGAAGCAGCGUCUGGUGGAGGAGAAGAUGAAGCGGCUGGCGGAAGACACCGAAGCCCUGGCCCAUGAGAUUGAGCGGCUACAGGUGGAGAUGAAGGAGGAUGAUGUUUCUUUUCUCAUGAAACACAAAAGCCGAAAACGCCGCCUCUUCUGCACCAUGGAGCCAGAACCGGUCCAGCCCGGCAUGCUCAUCGACAUCUGCAAAUAUCUGGACUCCCUGCAGUACCACGUCUGGCGGAAGAUGGUCACAUCUGUUGAAUCUGUGCCCUUCAGCUUUGAUCCCAACACCGCGGCCGGCUGGCUCUCUGUGUCCGAUGACCUCACCAGCGUCACCAACCACGGCUACCGAGUGCAGGUGGAGAACCCGGAGCGCUUCUCCUCGGCGCCCUGCCUGCUGGGCUCCCGCGUCUUCUCUCAGGGCUCCCACACCUGGGAGGUGGACCUGGGGGGGCUGCCGAGCUGGCGGGUGGGUGUGGUGCGGCUGCGCCAGGACGCCGGCGCCGAGGGCCACUCGCACAGCUGCUACCAUGACACCCGCUCUGGCUUCUGGUACGUGUGCCGCACGCAGGGGGUGGACGGGGACCACUGCGUGACCUCAGACCCGGCCACGUCACCUCUGGUCCCGGCUAUCCCUCGCCGCCUGCGCGUGGAGCUGGAGUGUGAGGAAGGCGAGCUGUCCUUCUACGACGCUGAGAGCCACUGCCACCUCUACACCUUCCACGCCCACUUCGGGGAGGUGCGGCCCUACUUCUACUUGGGGGGUGCGCGGGGGGAUGGGCCCCCCGAGCCUUUGCGCAUCUGCCCCCUGCGCAUCACUGUCAAGGAGGAGCUGGAUGGCUAAGGCCAGCCCGGAGCCUGCCCUGCGCCGCCUGGGACUUGGGUCAUGGUCCUGCUUCCUUUGUGUCCCUCUUCUCCAAGCCGUGCUCACCUCAGUACCUCUGAGCCGUCCGCCUCCUUGCCAGGGUCUGCCUGCUGACCAGUCCUGCCCUCUUCCUGUGGCUCCAGGCCCCACGCCACCUCCUUCGUUUCUGAAGUCAUCCAGGGGACACCUCACCCCCCGAGUCCUGGCCCCUGGAUGUGAGUUUUCUAACUCCGAAUUCCAGGAUGUCAGGGGAUGACGUUUGCUUCUAGAGGAGUGGGCCCGUUUUAGUAUGUGGGUUUUCUUAUCUGGGUAUGGUGAGGCUGCAAUGGGAAAGAGUUGGUUAUUUACAGUUCCCAAGAGGAGGGCGCCACCACGUGGGCUGGGGGAGCCACCAGGGAAGCACCAGGCCCCUUAGGAAGCAGAGGGAGUUGAGGAAGCACCAGGCAGGAGACUUUGUUGUGGUUUUAGUGACAGAACAGGCUUGGUGGCUCUGUCUGGGUAUAUGGGUUUGGGAUCUGCUGGUUGGAAUAAUUUUGGUGGACUCUGGGGCAGAGGGGCUGCCCCCAGUUGUCGGGGAUGACCAAGGCCGGGGGGGGGGGGGGGGGGGGGGGGGGGGGGGGGGGGGGGGGGGGGGGGGGGCGGGGAGGGGGCGGCCGAUGAUCAGGAGGGAAACAGUGGCCCAGCAUGUUAGAGCCCUGUGAGAGGUAAAGGAAGUGGUUGAGAGUUUAGUCCAAUAGCUCUGGAUUGGUUGGUUUGCAUAUGAAAGGCGUGCACCCAGGGGAGUUGAUUGCUUUCUCUGGGAAUUGGCUAGCCCUGGGAGGAGGGCCCCCCCCCCCCCCCCCCCCCCCCCCCCCGUGGUCAGAGUAUCAAGAAUACAGAAAAUAAGAAAAUGUAAUUCAUACAGUGCCGCUGCUAUGGCUUUGGGGCAGGACCCAGGCCCACGUUUGUCCCUUUAUACCAGUAGUUUAAAACUGCCCCACAGAACCCCCUCUCGUCCCCCCAGGGCAGAGGCAAGCCUGCUCGUCAGGUCAGCUCUGAUUUAUCUAUUUACACUCUUUGGACUGUGGCAAACACGAUUUUAAAAACCACAGUUUAGACCCGUGCCUGCUGUGGGCCUCAAUUCCCUCAUCUGUAAAUGAGGUAGGAGGAGUGGAAAAUUAUGUCGUGUGGUUACUGUGAAGGAAACAGUUCUGAUUCAUUCUUACAAAGUCAUGAGGAAGGAAGGAAAGAGGGGUCCUUUUCAGUGAGGAGGUAGGAAGGGAGGAUGCGGUCAGGGUGCGGGGGUCCUGGAGGGAGAAGGGCGGGAGCUACCUCGCUUGGCCUUUGCUGGCCUCAGCCUGCUCCUUCUCGCUCUCUUGCUCCCUGUGUUUUCAUCCUGAUUUUGUCUGCCUCUGCCCUGCCGUGCCUACGGACCUGUACCUCCACCUUUUCUUCCUCGCACCUGCCUAAAGAGUGUUUUUAAUUGUCAGCUCUCCUGUCCCAGGAAACAGCACGGUGAAAGGAAAUACUGGCCUGUAGGGGUGGUGGUGGUCUCAUCAGGAGCAUGUUCCCAACCGAGAACUCAGAUUCUUUCUCCUGCCCGUGCCCCCGGUAAACAGAAAAGGACAUUUAAAUGGAAAGGACGAUUCAAAACCAUGAAGUGGUUAUAAACGUGAUAUGUACAAUUGGUGGGGGGCACAGGGAAGGAUGCGGUAGGAGAUGCUACUGGGUGAAGGGGACCAGGUUGGAAGGUUGGCAGACUGGCAUGUGCACGUCCCAUCUGAAGGCAGUCAGGCUCAGGGAGCUCAAGGCACUUUGGCGGCCAACACAUCUGAGACCAGUGUGCAUUCUCUAAAGUAUUAAUCUAGCCCAUCGAAUAGAAUCUCUAGGAUAAUCUUGACCUGGAAUUAUUUUGUUAGUUAUAGUAAACUUUUAAAAAUGUUUGUUAUUUCCAACUUAGAUAUUGGAAAGGGGUUUUUGAAUAGGAUAAUUUGGAUAGCCUGGACCUCUUUUUUUUUUUUUUUUAAAUAAAAAUGAUAUUUGAGCUAAAACCCACUUUUUCUUUUGACAUUUUCCUUUUGGUGUUCUUGUGAGCAAAAGUUCAUCCAUGUUGUAGCAUGUAUGUGACCUUAUUCCCUUUUAUGAUCAGGUAAUAUGCCAUUCUUCAGCUAGUGAACAUUUACAUUGUUUCCAUUUUUGGCCUUUACAAAUAAUGUGUGGACAUAUGUUUUGUGUGGACGUAUGUUUUCCAUGCUCUUGGGUUAUCUGUCUACCUAGGAGUGGGUUUGGUGGUGCAUGCGUGAACUCUCUUUAACCUUUUGAGGAACUGCUAGGCUAUUUUUCAAUGGAGCUGUGCCAUUUUGUAUAAUCCUCAGAGGCGCACAGGGGUUCUGUCGGUCCGUAUCCUUGUCAACACUUGUUAUUGUCUGUCUUUUAACUUAGCCAUCCUAUUGGGGGUGAAGUGAUACCUCAUUUUGGUUUUGAUUUACAUUUCCCUGAUGACUGAUGAUACUGAGCAUCUUUUCAUGUGCUUGUUCGCCAUUUUUGUAUUUUCCUAGGAGAACUGUCUUUAGAUCCUUUGCCUAUUUUUGACUGGGUUACUUGUCUUUGUAUCAUUGAAUUAUAAGAGUUCUUUAUACAUUCGGAAUACAGGUCCCUUAUCAGAUACAUGAUCUACAAAUUUUUUCUCCCUUUCUGUGGGUUGUCUUCACUUUCUUGCUGAUGCCCUUUGAAACACAGAAGCUUUUAACUUUGAUGAUGUCCAGUCUUACUUUUCCUCAUUACUUGUACAUCCUAGAAAUCUCCCUUUCAACACUGCCCUUAAGCCCAGGUACCCCAAUUUUUGGAUUUUGGCACAGGCAUGGGGCAGGUCACUUGUCGACAGAGAGCCCUAGUGCACAGGUUUCUUCUUCUUUUGAACCCUCUCCCACCCUUGCCUUCUACUCUUGCUCAUCCCCAUGUUAGUUUCCUCCUCAGUACUACAUUCAGGCUGAAGGCUGCAGUCCACUGGGCAGCCUCCCCUUCUCUGGCUCCUCCUACCUUCAGUUCAUCCCAUGUGUUGAUGCCAGAAGCAUCAGUCUCACCUCACCCAGGUGACCCCGCUCCUACCUGCCCCAGUAUGUUUCUCCAGGGUGCAAUUUGGAGUUCAUUACCCAGCUCCGCUUCUGUUACCUGGAGUUCCUGACCCCCCCCUCCCGUUCCCCCCCCUCCCCCGCGCCACCACACACAUGCAACUUCCAUCAGCCCAGGCUUCUCGUGACAUCUUCAGCCCCCUGCCUGGCUUCACACAGCUGGCUGGGUUGGUUGGUUGGUUGGUUGGUUGGUUGGUUGGUUGGUUGGUUGGUUGGUUAGUUGGUUGGUUUUUCAGCUGGCCAUUUUAAUUGGAUUGUCCUGGCAUCUGUUAUACUGCCAAUUCUGGUUACACUGGCCCCACCACAUACAUGCUCUAUCUUCCCGGGCACACUCUUUACUUUCCUGAGCUCUUGUCCUCAUCUGUAAAAAUGGGGAUCAUGCCCACCUCAUAAAGGUCUGAUAGAGCACGCCUGCGCGUGCUGUUGCACAGCGAGCACUUGGGGAUGGCAGCCGCUGGAAGCAUGCUUGCCAACACCAAAGGAGAUAACCUAAGAUACCCUCAUUGAUCUCCCUGGCUUCCUGUUCCUGUCAUGUCGACCACCAGUUAUUUUUAGGUCACAAUGUUAUUUUUAGUCACCUGGGCCCUCUCCUUCGUUGCUUCCUUAUGCUAGUGGAGGAUGACAUUUCCCUCAAUACAGUUUCAUCAUCUGUGUGUUGAUCAAAUAGUGCAAGUCUCUCAUGACCCCCGUGGUUUGUGGAGUGGCCGUGCCAGGGUCCUCAGCACAUGUGCCAUCCUGGGCUUCUCCUAGCUCCCCAGAGUGAUGCCUGAGAGCCCUCUGCAGCAGCUCCCGCCCCCUCUGCCUACCUUCUCCCCGCAGACUCCCAACCUUCCCGAGCCCCUGCGGACUUGUACGCCUCUGGGAGUGCUUCCUGUUGUUUCCUCGGGCCGCAGGGCCUGUUGCCCUCCUUCAUUUGCCUUCGGUUGUCCUGGGCUCGGUGCUACCUUCCAAGGUCUGCCCAGGGCUUCCCUGGCUGCCACCACAUGUUGGCGUAACCAGGAUUAUUGUAUUUAGACACUGGAGUUCAGGGAAGCUGUCCCUGAAAGCUCCACAUCUUUGGUAAGGAGAAAGCCUGGUACCUGAAAUCUAGGCUCCUGGAUACAGGUACCCACCAAAUGAUUUCUCAGCUAUCGGAACCUUUUGAACCACGGCGCUCUCAUCUAAAAUGAGGAUUAGAGGAUUAGGUUACCUACCUCAGACUGUCGUGGAGAUCAAAUGAGGUUUUUUUUGUUUUUUUUUUUUUUGGUACAAAUGCGAUAUAUCCUAAACAUAGGACAGCCCUAAUAAAUGUUGGCCAGUCUUUCAGGAAAUGGGAGAUUCUGAAUGUUGACAUAAUGAUGCACAUUAAUAAAUCCCAAAGGAAAUUGAGAAAUACAAGUUCUCGAUCUUGGGAGUGCUCAAAUUUCAUGAGAUUUUUUAACAAGGAUCUAUAUACAUACAGGAUAUAGGCUUAUGAAAAAUUUCAGCACCGUGGGAAAAUGGUUAUAUCAUAGUGACCGAGAAAAAUAGGGUUCAGAGUUAUACAUACAGACAUGCAACACACACAAAAAGACCGGCAGGAUCUUGUCUAUAAUUUGUGUGUAUUGUUUGAGUAGAUAAUCCAUUUACAUGGCUGUAAAUUUCAAAGGUACAUAGAACAGUCUCCCGCUUCUGCCCACAUACUCAGCUCCCCUCCUGUGGACAAUCCAUAUUACCAUUAAAAGAAAAAUCCUUCCAGAGAUAUUUAAUGCAUAGCACAUAUUCUGUUCAUGAGUAUAUUCUGGUUCUCCCAAUACAAUGUCACUUAGGAGCGUAUACUCCAGAUCGGUAUCCCUAAGCAACCCAACCAAGAGGAGAAUACCCCAAAUAAAGGAUGUUGUUAUUUUCCUGUCGUCAAGGGGGAGAUAAUGCCAUGGAUGUUUUCAUGUUUUCAGCCUAACUGGUGGAUUUAGCUUUUCCCUUGUGUUUAAAUAUUUCACGCUAGGGGCGCCUGGGUGGCUCAGUCGUUAAGCGUCUGCCUUCAGCUCAGGUCAUAGUCCCAGGGUCCUGGGAUUGAGCCCUGCAUCGGGCUCCCUGCUCAGCGGGAAGCCUGCUUCUCCCUCUCCCAUUCCCCCUGCUUGUAUUCCCUCUCUUGCUAUCUCUCUGUCAAAGAAAUAAAAUCCUUAAAAAACUAAAUAAAAUAAAUAUUUCACGCUAGGUUUUAAAACAGGGAACACUGGAAUUUAGUUGCUCCUGACAUUAGAAGAUAAACCUGAGACCUCAACACCGGUUUUUAAAAUUUCAAUCCUCAGAAAGGUCUCUAGGGACCUAAAUAGCCUAGUGGUUACCAGGUUGGGAUGUGGGAUUGGACAACCUGGUUCAAAGUCUUACCAUCCACUGUGUGACCUUGGGACAGUUACUUGACUUCUCAGUGCCUUAGCGUCAUCAUGUGAAAAAUGGAUAUAAAAUACCUCAAGGGCGUCAGAUGAGCUCAGUCGGUAGAGCGGGUGACUCUUGAUCCCGAGGUUGUGAGUUUGAGCCCCACAUUGGGUGUAGCAAUCGCUUAAAAACAUCUUUGUAAAAAAAAGAUACCUUAAGACAAAUGGAAAUAAUAAGCCACCUCAUAAGGUGGUUAUGGGACUACAGAAGCAAAUGUGUAAAACGCUUAGGAUAGGUCUGGCAUGUACUCCGAGGUUGAGAGUUUACUGUUGUUUUCACCUGGUUCUGUUACGAAAUAACUGUGAGACUUAAGAGAAAACCGUUCAACUUGUCUUCUGUAAAAAGGGAAACUGGGUCACUUGCAUAAUUGUUUCAAGGCCUUUUCCGAUUCUAACGUCCUGUGAUGCACGAUCUGUGUCACUAGCUGAAGCCUAGUGUCCUGCACGUGGUAGAAACUGCUGCUGCAGGUGAAGUAUUUAAGGACCCGGGUGUGACACCAGGAGCUCUGCCUACGUUUUGAGUCUGGAAAAAGGACUAGAGUCAUAAUGUUUGCAGUGUAACCAAGGUUAUUACAGAGGGGGGCAGGUCUUGAAAAAUUACUGCUACAAACAGUAAUCAGUCACGCACAAUAAAACUAUUGUCCCGUU
Molecule: messenger RNA, 8176 nt
Organism: Zalophus californianus (California sea lion)
Lineage: Eukaryota; Metazoa; Chordata; Mammalia; Carnivora; Otariidae
Gene: TRIM35
Product: tripartite motif containing 35
Exons: 6
Coding region: 520-2001 (493 amino acids)
Biological process (GO): positive regulation of apoptotic process; innate immune response
Molecular function (GO): protein binding; zinc ion binding
Source: RefSeq, a predicted model, not a curated record